Messenger RNA from Callorhinus ursinus (northern fur seal), 1506 nucleotides. It is a transcript of the gene LDAF1, whose product is annotated as lipid droplet assembly factor 1. NCBI's taxonomy places the organism in Eukaryota, Metazoa, Chordata, Mammalia, Carnivora, Otariidae. The record is from RefSeq and is a predicted model, not a curated record.
CCCGCCCUUGCCCACGAGAGUUCUUCCCUUCUCUUCCUCCUCCCCCCGCCUCCCUCCUCUCCGCCUGCAGACCCUGGUGAGCGCGGCAGCCAGGACCGUGACAGCAAGAGACUGGGUGACAUGAGAGAUUCGACUGCGCCCUGCCCUGGACAGCUUAAUGGUAGAAGCAUUAAUCCCUAAAGAGACCGGAGUGGGUUUCAGGAUGGCAAAAGAGGAGCCCCCGAGUACCUCAAAGGACUUGCAGGAGCUGCAGAAGAAGCUGUCUUUGCUGAUAGAAUCCAUCCAGAAUAACUCAAAGGUGGUUGCCUUCAUGAAGUCUGCGGUGGGGCAGUACCUGGACAGGCACCCUUUCAUGGCCCUCACCGUGCUGGUGUUUGUGGUCAUGUCAGCCGUUCCUGUUGGGUUCUUCCUGCUCGUCGUGGUGCUUACCUCCCUGGCUGCUUUUGUGGGAGUCAUUUUACUGGAAGGACUGGUCAUCUCUGUGGGCGGCCUCUCACUGCUUUGUGUCCUCUGUGGCUUGAGCUUCGUAUCACUCACCGUGUCGGGGACAAUCAUAGUGUCCUAUGUCAUGGUCUCCAGCCUUGUCAACUACUGGUUUCCUCCCAGACCUCUGACACGACAAAACUCCAGUGGCGACUGUCAGCUGGCUAUGAAGUCCGCAGACUUAGAAGGGCUCUACCAGGAAUGACCGGCCCAGCGGAGCCAGAGCUUUUUCUAAGCACUUCUCGAAGGCUGUGGAUCAUACUCAGCCCUUGGGAUUAUGACUCAGAAGGGGGCUGGGUGGUCAAGCACUCCUUGGAAGUGGCCUCUGGCUUUUUCAUGUAUUCCUAGGAUCCCACAAGGGCCACUUUGGGGGUCUUGUUGCUCUUGCAUGAGUCCUGUGGUUCUGUUGGCUGACCCACCCUCACAUGAGAAUUAGCAGAGAACUGCAGUGGCUCAGCACUUCCUUGCCUUUUGCCCUUCCUCCCCAAUGUGCAGACUUGACCUUGGCCCAGUCCUGAGCCUCUACAGCCUGGCAGCUUGACCCCAAAGACUCAGUCUUGUGUCCAAGGGCCCAGUUUGGGGCAACUGUGGAUUUUUUUUUCUUUUUUUCAAAAAUGAGAGAGGCUGUUUAUAUCUUCACUUAUUUGAAAGGUGGGGAAAGAGCAAAACAGAUCAAGCUCUUCUGCCUUAUUAGCUUUUUAUCAGAAAAAUCAGCAACAUUUGGCAAUAAUGGCUUCUCAGGCAGAGCUGGGUAAAAAAUAGAGUCCAAAGUUAACUUUAUGGCCAAGGGCACUUUUGAAGGAAAUCUAAAGAGUUUCCAUGUUGAGUACUGUUAAGUGCCGUUACUCUUGAAAAUAUUUGCACUUGAUACUUUUGUAUUGUUUGAAAGAACUUGGCUUGUUAAGCCAUUUCUGUAAAAAGUCCUAUGAAAAUGCUAAAGGACUAAACAAGCUUUUAAAAUCCUGCGGGAUUUCUUCUUCAGUGGUCUGCUGUGGCAUUUUAUUAAAUAUUUAUGUAGAUGAG